AUUCAAACUCAAACCCAGUUGAAAGCAGUUCGAAGCUGAUGCUUGUGUCUUGAUUGUUAUUCAACGAUAAAUUGUUCUUAUAUUAUCUCAUCUGAAAUGCCGAAUUUCACAAAAUGGCAUUUUGGACUACUCGUUAUCUUCUGCGUAUCGCUUGGCCACGCCCUGGAGUGUUACGUUUGCACAGAUCAGGAGGGCAAUGUAGACAAAUGCUUAAAUACCAUUAAAACCUGCGAAUCAUACCAAGACGCCUGCCAAACGGUGAUUAAAUGGGGCAGUCUACCGUACUGGUCCCAGGGUGCUAUGAAACAAUUUUAUGUUUCUAAACGAUGUGCUGUUAAGAAUGAAUGUGAAAAAUUACAACGUAAUAAUAUGCCUGAUUGUACAUACAUCUGGUACGAAGAUUGGAAAUGUUCUUCUUGCUGUCAAGGCGACAGAUGCAAUUAUUUCGUUAUUUCUGCUGGAUACAAAAUAAAAUUGCACAAUGGAAUAUUUGCUAUAAUGGUUAUGAUUUCGUUGCUGGGUGCAUCAAGGUUUCAAUGAUAAUAAUACUGCCAAGACAAGUAAUAAAAAAGUAAUAUAGUUAGUUGACGUUCUAGUCAACUCGCAAAUAAUGAAUCUCGAUACACUGCAAACUGAACAACAAAUUUUUUUUUAUACAAUAACAAUGAUUAUUGCACGUUAUAGACACAAGAUAGUUACAUUUUUCUAACAUAUCUAAAUGUAUUGUGUUUAAUCUAAUCUUUUAUAUUGUACAGUCACAUCUCAGAAUGUGAUAUAUAUUGUGGCCUUAGUGGUAAUAGUGGCCUUAUGAUGAUUAUACAAGUAUUUACAUCCAUUUUAUGAUGUUAAACAUGCAAACAUAUAUACUUAAAAUUGUCAUUAAUUAUUUGACAAAUGUUGCGUGUUCAAAUUGAUAUGCGAUUAUUGCUUUAUUAUGUAGCAUUUAAUCCGUCCAUUUAGACUAAUAUUCUACUUGUUACAAUACAUAGUAUAUAUGUAAUACGUAC
This is a messenger RNA of Linepithema humile (Argentine ant), 1007 nucleotides long. Lineage: Eukaryota; Metazoa; Arthropoda; Insecta; Hymenoptera; Formicidae. The record is from RefSeq and is a predicted model, not a curated record.